AUGGGUCUGAGCCUCCUGAAGGUUGUCGCUCAGCAGAGGGAUGUGGAGCCUUCCAAGGCAGACCACAGAACAGUGUGCACAGGUGCAUGGGUCGGUUCCUGCAUGGAGAUGUCUGCAGUGUGGGUCUGUGGGGGGAAUUUGGGUGUUGGUCUGACAGCGUCCCGGGCCCUCGUGCUGCAUUUGGCUGUCCAUGGACUGUUCGGGAGGUGCCAGAAGGUUCCAGCUGUGGAUACCUACCGUUAUGACGCAUCUCCACUGGCUCUGCAGCACCUGAGGGCCACCUUGCAGAAGCUCUCCCGCACAGGCUUCACGUGGCAAGAUGACUCUACCCAGCGUGUGAUGGCACAGGAGCUCGCAAACCUCCCCAGAGCCUACCCACAGCCUCUGGAUCCUUCCAGCCGAGCCAGGUCCCCACAACAGGAUGUUGGAGAGAACUGGCGAUAUGACCUGGAGAGUAAGGUGGCCCUGGCCAAAGCCCUCCAGCGCUACCUGCCCUUCCUGGAGGCCCUGUCCCAGGCCACCGCCUCAGACGUGCACCCCAGGCUGCAGCACGAGAACUCGCCAUCCCAGGGUAAGGACCCCUUCCCCGAGAGUGUCCUGACCUAUGUGGCCCACACAGCUGCACUGACCUACCCUCCCAUGACCCGAGACAAGUAUCCUGAAAACUUUCCACUGCGGACCCUCAGCCGGCUGCAGCCAGACGAGCUCAGCCCCAAGGUGGACAGCAAUGUGGACAGACAACACUUGAUCGCCGCUCUCGGAGCCCAUGCUGCCCGGAGGCCCCCUUUAGUCCCCAAGGAGGGUGACCCAGAUCCACAGUACCUUCUGAAGAACCCCUCAAGGGUGCCGAGGCCCCUCUUGGUGGCAGCACCCCUUCAGAAGUGGCCCUCGUCUCCAGAAGACCCGAGAGGCCCCCUGAGCUCGGAUGAUGAUGUGCUCAUUCGGAGUCUCCUGAAGGACCUGUGGCAGCGCCAAGCUGAAGUGACGCACGUGGGUCCCCUGGAACUGGAGGAGAUGGUGGGCACAAUUGCAGGCCCCAUGCAAGGUGACGAAGCUCUUGCGGACAAGAAGGACGGGCGUUUCCAUGAGGUCAGCCUCCUGAGUGCCUCCCCUGGGGACCGAGGGCAGGAUCACAGGUCUCCACUCUUGCCUGAAGCCCCCACUCUGGAAGAGCUCCCUAAAACAGAAGCCAAGAAACCGGAGGAGCCCGAGGUUUCCCUGACCUGGGAAGAGGAGGAAGCUGGGGUGGAGAACGUGAAGAGCCACACCUACUCCAAACCACUGCCGGAGAAGCCAAGCUCCCAGCCCAGGGCUGCUGGCCUCGGGCUGCUGCAGGCCUGGGUUCCAGGGGCCCUACAGGAGGAGCAGAGCCCCAGGGCAGGGGCCCGGGCCCCGCCUAGCGAGGGCCUGCAGCUGGAAGUGGAGCCCUCUGAGGAAGAGGACUCGGGCUACAUCGUGACAGGAAACGACCCCCUGAACCUGGAGAAGGGGAAGCAGCUGAUGGGGGAUGUCGCCCACCUCCUGAAGGUGCCGCCCAGCAUCUUUGAAGAUAUCGACGUCCUGGGACCAGCGGUGACUUUCAAAGUGAGCACCGAUGUCCAAAAUGUGACAACUGCAGAUGUCGUGAAGGCCACAGCUGACAACAAGGACCAGCUGGAGAAGGCUUCUGGACUGAGGAUCCUUCACAGUGGCGUCGGGCCGAAAAGCAGACUCACGCUUCUGCCUCAUCAGGGACAGCAGGAAGACUCGACCAAGUUCAUCCUGCUGACCUUCCUCUCUGUCGCCUGCAUCAUGGGGGUGCUCCUGGCUUCCAGCCUCAUCUACUGCCUCCGCCACAGCUCCCGCGGCAAGCUGAAGGAGAAGCUGUCAGGACUGGGGGGUGACCAGGGUGCAGAUGCCACCUCCGCCUACCAGGAGCUGUGCCGCCAGCGCAUGGCCCCCCGGCCCCCUGACCGCCCCGAGGGCCCACACACUUCCCGCAUCAACAGCGUCUCGUCCCAGUUCAGCGACGGGCCAAUGCCCAGCCCUUCUGCCCGGAGCAGCACCUCGUCCUGGUCAGAAGAGCCCGUCCAGCCCGACAUGGACAUCUCCACGGGCCACAUGAUCCUGGCCUACAUGGAGGACCACCUGAAGAACAAGCACCGGCUGGAGAAGGAGUGGGACGCGCUGUGCGCCUACCAGGCGGAGCCCAGCAGCUCCCUGGUGGCCCAGAGGGAGGAGAACCUGCCCAAGAACCGCUCGCUGGCAGUGCUGACCUAUGACCACUCCAGGAUCCUGCUGAAACCGGAAAACAGUCACAGCAACUCGGACUACAUCAACGCCAGCCCCAUUAUGGAUCAUGACCCGAGGAAUCCUGCCUACAUCGCCACCCAAGGACCCCUGCCCGCCACUGUGGCCGACUUCUGGCAGAUGGUGUGGGAGAGCGGCUGUGCUGUCAUCGUCAUGCUGACGCCCCUCACGGAGAACGGGGUGCGCCAGAGCCACCACUACUGGCCGGACGAAGGCGCCAACCUCUACCACUUCUACGAGGUCAACCUGGUCUCGGAGCACAUCUGGUGCGAGGACUUCCUGGUGAGGAGCUUCUACCUAAAGAACCUGCAGACUCGGCAGACGCGCACCGUGACCCAGUUCCACUUCCUGAGCUGGUAUGACGGGGGCGUCCCCUCCUCCACAGGGGCACUCCUGGACUUCCGCAGAAAAGUAAACAAGUGCUACAGGGGCCGUUCUUGUCCAAUCAUUGUUCACUGCAGCGAUGGUGCAGGCCGGAGCGGGACCUACGUCCUGAUUGACAUGGUUCUCAAUAAGAUGGCCAAAGGUGCUAAGGAGAUUGAUAUCGCCGCGACCCUGGAGCACUUGAGGGACCAGAGACCAGGCAUGGUCCAGACAAAGGAGCAGUUUGAGUUUGCGCUGACCGCUGUGGCAGAGGAGGUGAACGCCAUCCUGAAGGCCCUUCCCCAGUAGGCGCACAGCCCGCUCCAGGAGCCCCCCAGGAGUGCCACAGGAGCACGGCUCUGCAUUCUUCUGUGGUGACCACAUAGUUACGGGGCCACCCAACUCCCACACUACGGCGCGGUCUGCAGUUAAAUGUGUUGUUUCAUUGAACCAAACGUGGAGAUUUGUGGGAGCACCUAGCUGGGGAGGGGAAGGUUCGGGGCCCCUGUUCUCACGCUCCGGGUGCUCCUUCCUAGAGCACACAUUCACGUUCUCAUUGCCAGCGAUGUCACGUCCAUGACACCGCGAUCCGAUCGUCACUGUGGUCUGCAGGAAGGGAAUGUGCUGAGACCCAACGCUGGAGGAGGGUGCGAUGCCGGGGGACCGGGAGCCCACAGGUCCCUCCCUCUGUAAGACCAUCUGCCACUGGGACAGACUAAGGCAGGACCCUUGUCCUGCAGCUUUGGGGAGAUGAGAGACCUCAUCGUGGCCUCUGGGCCUGUGCCUGCGACACACCCCGGCACGGUGGGCGGCCUUGCCAGCCACCCCUUACCCCAAGCACAGAAAGUGGGGCUCCUGGCAGAUACCUUCCCAGGGCAGAGACGGCCUCCUGAGGCCAGGACCUCCCAUGACCACCUCCCUCUGCCAAGCCAUGGAACAGCCCAGCUGGAGACACGUUUUAAAUGUCAAAGUCUCGAUUCCUUCAUUUCAAAAACAGAUGCCCCCAGUGAACUUUCCUAUGAGAUAACCACAGUCAGAACAAAUGUAGGCAUUUAAUAGGCCCCAGGGUCCCCAAGCACUCAGCUCUGUCCUGCACAGGUGGCCCAGGGAACAUCCAAAGCCCCCACCCCGGGGAAGAGCAGGUGCAGAGAGCCUGUGAGCCCGGCCCCAUCUCCAGGGACAGACCCCUGGAGGAUGAAACCCGAAACCUCUGGUCCUCCUGGGAUUGCUUAAUGAAACCCUCAUUUUCUAGAUAAUUCGGAUUUGCCAAAAUAACAUCUGAGCAUCAGAUUUACCUCCUCCUGCCAGAAACAGGAAAGUCCACUUCACUAACCUCAGAAGGAAAGCGUCCAGGAGGGCACAGAGGUGUCGCAGUCGCUGCAGAUCCAUUCGUAGGUUAAGUGUGAAAAGAGCCCGUCUGGCGUGUCCCACCACCAGCUCUGAUGGCGGGUCUUGGGCACAUGGUGAGCAGGGCCACCAUACGGGGAGAGAGAUGCCAAAAUCAUGUUCCGUCUUUCCAUGGUGUCGUGUAUCUGUUUAAUCUGUCUUCUCUCUUCCAAAAUCAUUUCUCGCUAUCUGGAAUUUAAAUAAUGAUUAUUAGAAAUGACUUUAUCUGAACAUAGAAGCAUAUGCCUACCUGUAAUUUCUACCUUCUCAUGUUUCAAAGGAAAUCCUCCAGUGUGAGAUCUAUAAAUACAUUUAAUUGUCUCAUAAUUAAACUGCUAACUUGA
Marmota flaviventris (yellow-bellied marmot) is the source of this 4382-nucleotide messenger RNA. The record is from RefSeq and is a predicted model, not a curated record. Lineage: Eukaryota; Metazoa; Chordata; Mammalia; Rodentia; Sciuridae.